UUGGACAAUUUAUACAAUCAGGUUUCAUCGCUUUUCUUUCUGGUUGUUACACAUUUUCUAUUUUACGAAGCAAGGAUUCUCAAAAGGACAUUCUUUUCCUUUUAGAUGAACAGUUUCUGAGGAAAAGUAAAGGAUUUCAGUCCUAACAUCACCACUUAUCUUUUGUGUGACAACAUGAGGAUGUUAAUUUUUCUGCUGUUAUGUGGCACUUCAUCACCUGGUUAAGAUGGGAAUAUUAACGGACCUGAACCAGAGUGAAGCUGUUCACAUUUUACAGGUUAUUAUUGGCUGUAAAUGGGAGGAAAAGACAAAAGAAACCACCUCGUUUUUACAGUUUGGAUAUAAUGGAGCCGACUUCAUCAAAUUUGACCCAAAGAAGUUGACAUGGAUUCCUCAAACUCCCCAGGCUGCCAGCAUCAAACCAAAAUGGGAAGCUGAUGAAUCUACAUACCAUUUGAAGCGCAACAAGGACUUCUUAAAUCAAAUAUGCCCUGAUUGGCUGAAGAAAUAUAUGGCCAAUAACGAAGGCCCUCUGCAGAGCACCGUUCUUCCCUCAGUGUUUCUCCUCCAGAAGUCUCCUGACUCUCCAGUCAGCUGCUCCGCUACUGGUUUCUAUCCCAACAAAGCUGCGAUGUUCUGGAGGAAGGAUGGAGAGGAGAUUCAGGACGGUGUGGACAAAACAGAGAUCCUCUGUAACCAGGACAACACCUUCCAGAUGAGAACAGACAUUAAUGUUUCAUCUGUGAACCCUGAAGAUUGGGAAAGAUACGAGUGUGUGUUUCAUCUGGUGGAUGUCAAAGAUGAUGUUGUCAGCAGACUGGAGAAAGAAAAGAUCCAAAGCAACUGGGGAAAGACGCAGAAACAUAAUGAAGAGGAAAAGCCCAUCGGCAUGAUAGUUGGGAUCACUGCUGCAGGGGUUUUUGUUAUAAUUGUUGCUGCUGUUGGAUUUACAGUCAUCAAAAAUAGGAAAGCUCCCAUCAACAGCAUUGAAUUGUCUGAGAGACUCAGUCAAGAAACCAGACUGAAGUCAAAUCUGGACUCUAACAAGUUUAGAGCAGAAGAGAAAAUUAUGUUCAGUAACUUUGAUUGAAUGAACCAAGUUUGCAUUCAAAACAUUUUGAGUUCUUCAUUGCAAGUCUGUAAAGAUGUAUUAAACUCUGCCUAAUUUAAGAAAACCAUUUAUUUUGUAUUGUAAUUACAUUGUAUUUUGUAUUGUAG
Messenger RNA from Xiphophorus maculatus (southern platyfish), 1218 nucleotides. RefSeq names its product major histocompatibility complex class I-related gene protein-like. Bases 227 to 1090 code for a protein of 287 amino acids. Gene Ontology annotation, cellular component: external side of plasma membrane. Lineage: Eukaryota; Metazoa; Chordata; Actinopteri; Cyprinodontiformes; Poeciliidae. The record is from RefSeq and is a predicted model, not a curated record. Gene Ontology annotation, biological process: immune response. The transcript is spliced from 6 exons.